Molecule: messenger RNA, 402 nt
Organism: Staurois parvus
Lineage: Eukaryota; Metazoa; Chordata; Amphibia; Anura; Ranidae
Source: the annotation of a GenBank genome assembly
UGCUGGGCCCACAGUGUGACCUGGGUCCCUGUACGGCCUCCCAUUGCUUCCACUCUGCCAUGUGCCACUUUGAAAUCUCCUCACACUCCUGCGGUUGUCCAUUUUGUCAUAGGUUGCUGGCAGAUUACAGGCCUUCCAUAGGUGCCACCAAGCCCCAAAUCGGCCAUGGGCCCCCGUACCGCCUGGUCACGCUGCUGCUGGUCCCACAGUGUGACCUGGGUCCCUGUGUACCGCCUCCCAUUGCUCCCACUCUGCCAUUGUGCCACUUUCAGGUCUCCUCACGCUCCUGCUGGUUUCCAUUUUGUCAUAGGUUGCUGUAUGGCCUCCCAUUGCUGCUGGCUCCACCGCCACCACUGUGGCUCCAAACACUGGUUUUGGCCCCGUGACUGGCCAAAGGAGUGA